Messenger RNA from Melampsora larici-populina 98AG31, 372 nucleotides. RefSeq lists its product as uncharacterized. Gene Ontology annotation, molecular function: RNA binding; structural constituent of ribosome. Bases 1 to 372 code for a protein of 123 amino acids. The record is from RefSeq and is a predicted model, not a curated record. Gene Ontology annotation, cellular component: cytosolic small ribosomal subunit; ribosome. Lineage: Eukaryota; Fungi; Basidiomycota; Pucciniomycetes; Pucciniales; Melampsoraceae. Gene Ontology annotation, biological process: translation. The transcript has 4 exons.
AUGAGUUACGUCGCAAAAGGUGGUGAAAAGGAAUACGAUCAAGCCGGUCUUCCUCCGGCCAAGUCUCACCGUAUUCGAAUUACUUUGACUAGUAAGAAUGUCAAGGCUCUUGAGAAAGUCUGCUCUGACUUGGUCAACCGAGCCAAAGACAAGGACCUUCGCGUCAAGGGACCCGUUCGACUUCCUACCAAGCGACUUACAAUCACCACUCGUAAGACACCUUGUGGUGAGGGUUCCAAGACCUGGGACCGAUUCGAGAUGAAGAUUCACAAGCGACUCAUCGACCUCCAGAGUCCAGCGGAGACCGUGAAACAAAUCACCUCCAUGUCCAUCGAACCCGGAGUAGAGGUUGAGGUUACCAUUGCUACUUAG